CUUUGCACAGAGUUCUCCAGGGCCCUGCCUCCACCACUUCCUGUUUUUCCCCACAGGGCCCCAAAAGAAAUUCUCCAAUGUCACUCUGUGGCUUGGCCAUAAAUACCUCAGGGUGGCCUCGCUGAUAGGUCCCACCCUGUUUGUUGGAGGGAGAUCAAGAAGCUACAGAGCAAGAGAAAACAAUUUCUGAAUUGGGCUUACAGCAGUGGAGGAGAAAGCCUGCAUCCUUUAGGAUCAACCUCCAGACUUAGAGGAGGGAGGCAUGUCACAAGUAACAAUCUUGGCAGUGAGGGGGACCUUCUUUUACUAGCCCCAAUUAUGCCAUAUGGGUGAAUGAAAUGCUGAGGCUUAGAUACCCUCUCCCCAAUAAUAGUAAUGCAGGUGGGAGCGAGUGGUCUUUCUGUGGGGGUAAGAGGAGCUGUAUUUAACAGCCAAUUACCUUUCACGCGUAAGUGUCUAAAGCCUUAGUUUUUCCCUUGGCAUCUGAUAAAAAGGACGCAACCUGAAAGACCCAGGGCCAGGUAUCCCCUCCUUUCAGCCCCCAGGGAUCUGUGGGACGGGAAGAAAAUUCCCUUGGGGCCUGGAGAGGCUGCCUAGGGUUGUGUUUGAGCGUUCAAAAGGACCGGACUCCAUUUCCCAGCGGGCACCGCGGCACCGUUCUGCCCCUUCCGUGCGUGCCUGGUGUAGGUGAUACCGCGGCCGCGCCUUCCAGCCUCAAGUCCCCCCGCCACCCGGGAUUGGUAGACUCCACCGGCUGGGUAGCCAGCUUUCCAGCUCCGGCGGCUGGACCCUUCCAAAACGCGAGUGGGGGUAGCAAGGUGAGGUGCGGGGAGACGGUCAGGAAGUCUCAGGAGCAGUUUAUCUUGAGAAGUCACUUUCAGGUCAAUGAACAUUUCCUUGAAAUGGGCUCUAUGAUAAUGCCUAAUUAAAAUCUAUUUGAGCAACCUAAACAAAAGGUAUUCCUUUGGAUCCUCCCCUUAGCACGCAGCGGCGCUGGGCUGGCCCAGCGCUUCCCAUCCCUUCCCACUCGCACACGGAUAGGUGUGUGCGCAGCCUCCUUUCUUCCGAAGUCGGCUCCACCUUUCAGCGGUCGGCUUGGUGCAGCCCUGCCCCCGGGGCGAAUGGUACAGCCCCAGCCCCCCUCAGCUUCCCCCUUCCGCACCGGCUCCGAGUGGUACGCGCCCCCCGGUGCGGACGCGGAACUGGAGCCCGCUCGCAGCGGCGCCUCGCGAGGUAGCGACUGACGCUCGGCUGCUGGGGGACGUCCAGCCGGCCUGGCAGGUCCCCCGAGGUUCGAGAGGUGCUGGGAAUUGAACCCAGGGCCUUGGCCCCAUUAGACUUGGAUUAUCAGAUAAUAACAGAAUUCUUCCUGGGAAUGAGACUCCUUGCUUGGUGCCCUGAAGUUUCUCUGAGAUGAACUGAUGAAUUGGAACCAUGGUGCAAAAGAAGAAGUUCUGUCCCCGGUUACUUGACUAUCUAGUGAUCGUAGGGGCCAGGCACCCGAGCAGUGACAGUGUGGCCCAGACUCCUGAAUUGCUACGGCGAUACCCGCUAGAGGACCACCCUGAGUUUCCCCUGCCUCCAGAUGUAGUGUUCUUCUGCCAGCCAGAGGGCUGUCUGAGUGUGCGGCAGCGGCGCAUGAGCCUUCGGGAUGAUACCUCCUUUGUCUUCACCCUCACUGACAAGGACACUGGUGUCACACGUUAUGGCAUCUGUGUUAAUUUCUACCGUUCCUUCCAAAAGCGAAUGCCUAAGGAAAAGGGGGAAGGCGGGGCAGGGUCCCAUGGGAAGGAAGGGACUGGUGCCACCUGUGCCUCAGAAGAGGUUGGCACAGAAAGCUCAGAGAGUGGCUCAUCCCUGCAGCCUCCUAGUGCUGACUCCACCCCCGAUGUGAACCAGUCUCCUCGGGGCAAACGCCGGGUCAAGGCAGGCAGCAGGUCCCGCAACAGUACUCUGACAUCCCUGUGUGUGCUCAGCCACUACCCUUUCUUCUCCACCUUCCGAGAGUGUCUGUAUACCCUCAAACGGCUGGUGGACUGCUGUAGCGAACGGCUGCUGGGCAAGAAAUUGGGCAUCCCUCGAGGUGUACAAAGGGACACCAUGUGGCGUAUCUUUACUGGAUCACUGCUAGUGGAAGAGAAGUCAAGUGCCCUUCUGCAUGACCUUCGAGAGAUCGAGGCCUGGAUUUAUCGAUUGCUGCGCUCCCCAGUACCUGUCUCUGGGCAGAAGCGAGUAGACAUUGAAGUCCUUCCCCAGGAGCUCCAGCCAGCUUUGACCUUUGCUCUUCCAGACCCUUCUCGAUUCACCCUAGUGGAUUUCCCUCUGCACCUUCCCUUGGAACUUCUGGGUGUAGAUGCUUGUCUUCAGGUGCUAACCUGCAUCCUGUUGGAGCACAAGGUGGUGCUACAGUCCCGAGACUACAAUGCACUCUCCAUGUCUGUGAUGGCAUUUGUGGCAAUGAUCUACCCCCUAGAGUAUAUGUUUCCUGUCAUCCCACUGCUUCCCACCUGCAUGGCAUCGGCAGAGCAGCUGCUGUUGGCCCCAACCCCCUACAUCAUUGGGGUCCCUGCCAGCUUCUUCCUCUACAAACUAGACUUCAAAAUGCCUGAUGAUGUAUGGCUAGUGGAUCUGGACAGCAAUAGGGUGAUCGCCCCAACCAAUGCAGAAUUGCUCCCCAUCCUGCCAGAGCCAGAAUCAUUAGAGCUGAAAAAACAUUUGAAGCAGGCCCUAGCCAGCAUGAGUCUCAAUACCCAGCCCAUCCUCAAUCUGGAAAAAUUUCAUGAAGGCCAGGAGAUCCCACUUCUCUUGGGAAGGCCUUCUAAUGACCUGCAGUCCACACCUUCCACUGAAUUCAACCCGCUCAUCUAUGGCAAUGAUGUGGAUUCAGUGGAUGUUGCAACCAGAGUGGCCAUGGUACGGUUCUUCAACUCUGCCAACAUGCUGCAGGGCUUUCAGAUGCACACCCGCACCCUGAGACUAUUUCCUCGGCCUGUGGUAGCUUUCCAAGCUGGUUCCUUUUUAGCCUCACGUCCCAGGCAGACUCCCUUUGCUGAGAAACUGGCCAGGACUCAGGCUGUGGAGUACUUUGGAGAAUGGAUCCUAAACCCCACCAAUUACGCCUUUCAGCGAAUUCACAACAAUAUGUUUGAUCCAGCCCUGAUUGGUGACAAGCCAAAGUGGUAUGCCCACCAGCUGCAGCCCAUCCACUAUCGAGUCUAUGAUAGCAACUCCCAGCUGGCUGAGGCACUGACUGUACCACCAGAGCGUGACUCUGACUCUGACCCCACUGAUGACAGUGGCAGCGAUAGUAUGGAUUAUGAUGACUCAAGCUCUUCUUACUCCUCCCUGGGUGACUUUGUCAGUGAAAUGAUGAAAUGUGACAUCAAUGGUGAUACUCCCAAUGUGGACCCUCUGACGCAUGCAGCACUUGGGGAUGCCAGUGAGGUGGAGAUUGAUGACCUGCAGAACCAAAAGGAAUCAGAGGAGCCUGGCCCAGACAGUGAGAACUCUCAGGAAAACCCCCCAGAACGCUCCAGCUCCAGCACCACUGCCUGUAGCAGCCCUAGCACCGUCGUCCAUGGAGCCAGCUCUGAACCUGCUGAGUCUACAGAGAUGGAUGAUAAGGCAGCAGUAGAUGUCUCCAAGCCCCUCCCUACCGUGCCUCCCAGCAUUGGCAAAUCGAAUACGGACAGACGCCAGACAGAGAUUGGAGAGGGGUCAGUGCGCCGGCGAACCUAUGACAAUCCAUACUUCGAGCCCCAGUAUGGCUUUCCCCCUGAGGAAGAUGAUGAUGAGCAGGGGGAAAGUUACACUCCCCGAUUCAGCCAACAUGUCAAUGGCAAUCGGGCUCAAAAGCUGCUGCGGCCCAACAGCUUGAAACUGGCAAGUGACUCCGAAGCAGAGUCAGACUCCCGAGCAAGCUCCCCCAACUCCACCAUCUCCAACAACAGCACCGAGGGCUUCGGGGGCAUCAUGUCUUUUGCCAGCAGCCUGUAUCGGAACCACAGUACAAGUUUCAGCCUUUCAAACCUCACACUGCCCACCAAAGGUGCCCGAGAGAAGACCACACCAUUCCCCAGUCUGAAAGGAAACAGGAGGGCAUUAGUGGACCAAAAGUCAUCUGUCAUUAAACACAGUCCAACAGUGAAAAGAGAACCUCCAUCACCCCAGGGCCGAUCCAGCAAUUCUAGUGAGAACCAGCAAUUCCUGAAGGAGGUGGUACACAGUGUGCUGGACGGCCAGGGAGUGGGCUGGCUCAACAUGAAAAAGGUACGCCGGCUGCUGGAGAGCGAGCAGCUGCGAGUCUUUGUCCUGAGCAAGCUGAACCGCACCGUGCAGUCAGAAGAUGAUGCUCGGCAGGACAUCAUCCCAGAUGUGGAGAUCAGUCGAAAAGUGUACAAGGGAAUGUUAGAUCUCCUCAAGUGCACAGUCCUCAGCCUGGAGCAGUCUUAUGCCCAUGCAGGUCUGGGUGGCAUGGCCAGCAUCUUUGGCCUUCUGGAAAUUGCCCAGACCCACUACUAUAGUAAAGAACCAGACAAGCGGAAGAGAAGUCCAACAGAAAGUGUAAAUACCCCAGUUGGCAAGGAUCCUGGUCUGGCUGGGCGGGGGGACCCAAAGGCUAUGGCACAACUGAGAGUCCCCCAGCUGGGACCUCGGGUACCAAGUGCUACAGGAAAGGGUCCUAAGGAAGUGGACACUAGAAGUUUAAAGGAAGAGAAUUUUGUAGCCUCUAUCGGGCCCGACGUAAUCAAACCUACCUUUGACCUUGGUGAAACAGAGGAGAAAAAAUCACAGAUCAGCGCAGAUAGUGGUGUGAGCCUGACAUCUGCUUCCCAGAGAACUGAUCAAGACUCAGUCAUCGGUGUGAGUCCACCUGUUAUGAUCCGCAGCUCAAGUCAGGAUUCUGAAGUUAGCACCGUGGUAGGGGAACACCACACUGGCAUCUUGGUGAGUAAUAGUUCUGGAGAAACGCUUGGUGCAGACAGUGAUCUGAGCAGCAAUGCAGGUGAUGGACCAGGUGGUGAGGGCAGUGCCCACUUGGCAAGUUCCCGGGGCACUUUGUCUGAUAGUGAAAUUGAGACCAACUCUGCCACAAGUGCCAUCUUUGGUAAAGCCCACAGCCUGAAGCCAAAGGAGAAGCUGGCAGGCAGCCCAGUUCGCUCUUCUGAAGAUGUAAGCCAGCGCGUCUAUCUCUACGAGGGACUCCUAGGCAAAGAGCGUUCUACUUUAUGGGACCAAAUGCAAUUCUGGGAAGAUGCGUUUUUAGAUGCUGUGAUGUUAGAGAGAGAAGGGAUGGGUAUGGAUCAGGGUCCCCAGGAAAUGAUUGACAGGUACCUGUCCCUGGGAGAACAUGACCGGAAGCGCCUGGAAGAUGAUGAAGAUCGCUUGUUAGCAACCCUUUUGCACAACCUCAUCUCCUACAUGUUGCUGAUGAAGGUGAACAAGAAUGACAUCCGAAAGAAGGUGCGACGUCUGAUGGGAAAGUCACAUAUUGGACUUGGGUAUAGCCAGCAAAUCAACGAGGUGCUUGAUCAGCUGGCGAACCUGAAUGGACGUGAUCUCUCUAUUCGAUCCAGUGGCAGCCGACACAUGAAGAAGCAGACAUUUGUGGUGCAUGCAGGGACAGACACAAAUGGAGAUAUCUUUUUCAUGGAGGUGUGCGAUGACUGUGUGGUGUUGCGGAGUAACAUCGGGACAGUGUAUGAGCGCUGGUGGUAUGAGAAGCUCAUCAACAUGACCUACUGUCCCAAGACCAAGGUUUUGUGCUUGUGGCGUAGAAAUGGCUCUGAGACCCAGCUGAACAAGUUUUAUACUAAGAAGUGUCGGGAGCUGUACUACUGCGUGAAGGACAGCAUGGAGCGUGCUGCUGCCCGACAACAAAGCAUCAAACCCGGGCCUGAACUAGGCGGCGAGUUCCCCGUGCAGGACAUGAAGACAGGCGAGGGUGGCUUGCUGCAGGUCACCCUGGAAGGGAUCAAUCUCAAGUUCAUGCAUAACCAGGUUUUCAUAGAGCUGAAUCACAUUAAAAAGUGCAAUACAGUUCGAGGCGUCUUUGUCCUGGAGGAAUUUGUUCCUGAAAUUAAAGAAGUGGUGAGCCACAAGUACAAGACACCAAUGGCCCACGAGAUCUGCUACUCUGUGUUGUGUCUCUUCUCGUAUGUGGCUGCAGUCCGUAGCAGUGAAGAGGACCUCAGAACUCCGCCCCGGCCUGUUUCCAGCUGAUGGAGCAGGUGAAGCAGCUGGCCCAUCCCAGGGCUCACCCCUUGCCUCCUGCUGCUCCCAAGUGCACCAAGUGACCGUGACUGAGAAGGGGAUAAUGGGUGUACGUUCUGCCAGCCCUGCGCUGUGGCUUCGCUGGUCCCCAGUUAUACGUCUUUUGAGUGUGUCUUUGCGUGUGUCUGUGACAGAGCUAAGCUAGUCCCUUCCACCUUCUCCCUGUCCUUACCCAGAAGACCAGCCUACUGUUCCCUCAGGGCUCAAGAGUGUGUUGGGGGGAACAGUGUGAAUCCACCCUUGCGUGUCCUUGAGACAUUGUGUUGUGGUUCCUCGUCCUCGGCAUCAUGAUCCUCCAGUGCAGGAUUCCUGCUCCCCGUCCUCUGUGAUCUAGCAUGACAGGGCGCCUUGGGCAGUUCCACUCUGGGCAGUGAGGGAAACCUGGCCUGCCCUUCCAGACGAGGGGUGGGCAGGAAAAGGAAAGCAAGAGGCUGGGGCAGCUGGAGUGAGUGGCAGCCUCCCAGCUUCCCUGUGCAUUUCCCAGUGGCAGCUCCUACCUGUGGCCAUGAGCUCUGCUGCUGCCCACCACAGCUCCAUUGCCACCGCGGGGCAGCACUGAGGGGCCACUGUGUGCCGAGCAGCGAUUUUCCUAUGGUCAGCCUGGCCUUUGGCAUGAGAAGACAGAGUGAUUGGGGCAAUAGAGUCCCAGAGACCGCUGGCUGCUCUGCCAGACACCAGGGAGAGGCGGCCAGGACCAAGUUCAUUGUACAUGCCCGUAUGAGGCAGUGUCUCCUGGUGUCAGGUGCCAGGAGAGAAAGAUGGCCUGGGGGUGGGGGGAUGAUUGUAAAUAUCUCAGCUCCUCGUUAUUUAUAGAAAAUGUACAGCUGUGUGAAUGUGAAAUAAAUGUCCUUAACUCCCCUGG
Messenger RNA from Marmota flaviventris (yellow-bellied marmot), 7135 nucleotides. It is a transcript of the gene Madd, whose product is annotated as MAP kinase activating death domain. Gene Ontology annotation, biological process: regulation of Rab protein signal transduction; regulation of apoptotic process. Gene Ontology annotation, molecular function: guanyl-nucleotide exchange factor activity. Gene Ontology annotation, cellular component: cytosol. NCBI's taxonomy places the organism in Eukaryota, Metazoa, Chordata, Mammalia, Rodentia, Sciuridae. The record is from RefSeq and is a predicted model, not a curated record.